GCAAGAGGGGUGGGGCGUCUCCCUCAGGAUCGGCCUUAUGAUUGGCUGGUUGUGCCGUUCUUCGGCAGGCCCCGCCUCCCAUGUCCCGCGCAUGUGUCCUCCGGCAGGAACGGCGGUGCUCCGGCUUCGAUCUGAGUGAUUCUCAGCCCAGAGUGGUAUGGAAGGGCUUCUGAGAAGAUGGAGGGGCUUUCCUGGUAUACUGUUGGCCAACUGCCCCCUGCCACAGCAUCCCCUUUGCAGGCCUUACCAUCGUCCCCCAGGCAGAGUGAAACGCCUGGUGCUGUCCCGUUUUUUCCAGCCUCAGAACCUGCGAGAAGAUCAGGUGGUUGGACUAGGCAGGUCUGCUGAGCUGACCUGUAAGAGCCAGAGGCUGAUGCUGCAGACCGGGCUGAUUCACCCUGCUGGUGCUGGCUGUUACCACUACCUGCCCUACACCAUUCGAGCCAUGGAGAAGCUGGUCAGGGUGAUAGACCAGGAGAUGCAGGCCAUCGGUGGGCAGAAGCUAGACAUGCCCACCCUGAGCUCAGCCAAGCUCUGGAGAGCCACCGGCCGGUGGGACCUAAUGGGCAGGGAGCUCUUUCAGCUGCGGGAUCGUCAUAACAAAGAAUACUGCUUGGGACCGACACACGAGGAAGCCAUCACCUGCCUGAUCGCCUCUCAGAAGACCCUGUCCUACAAGCAGCUUCCCUACCUGCUGUAUCAGGUCACACGGAAGUUCCGGGAUGAGCCCAGGCCCCGCUUUGGCCUCCUCCGAGGCCGGGAGUUUUACAUGAAGGACAUGUACACCUUUGACUGCUCUUCCGAAGCCGCUCACCAGACAUAUGAUCUGGUGUGUGAUGCUUACGGCAGGGUGUUUAACCGGCUGGGCCUUCACUUCAUUAGGGUGCAGGCAGCCGUGGGAAGCAUUGGGGGUACGAUAUCUCAUGAGUUUCAGCUCCCGUUGAACAUUGGAGAAGACGUGCUCGCAGUCUGCUCCAUGUGCAGUUUCACAGCCAAUGUGGAGAUGCUGGAUCCCAAGCAGCCAAAUUGCCCUGUUUGCCAGGGGAAACUGACAGAAACCAAAGGUGUUGAAGUGGGGCACACCUUCUAUCUGGGCACCAAGUACUCUUCUGUAUUCAAUGCCCAGUUUGUUAACGCUCGGGGAAAGCCUGCACUCUUAGAAAUGGGGUGCUAUGGGUUAGGUGUGACUCGUAUCUUAGCUGCGGCCAUUGAAGGACUUUCCACGGAAGAGUGUAUCCGCUGGCCUGGUCUGCUUGCCCCUUACCAAGUCUGCCUUAUUCCUCCAAAAAAGGGCAGCAAGGAAGAGGUGGCAGUGGAGUUGAUGGAGACUCUCUAUGACGAUAUCACUGAAGCCUUGCCCCAGCUGCAGGGGGAGGUUUUGAUUGAUGACAGGACACAUUUGACCAUUGGAAAUAGAUUGAAAGAUGCCAACAAACUUGGCUACCCCUUUGUUGUGAUAGCUGGCAAGAGAGCCUUGGAACAGCCCUGCCAUUUUGAGGUUUGGUGUCAGAGCACCGAUGAGGUGACGUUCCUCCCCAAACAAGGAGUGAUCGAUUUGCUGCGUGCGGUACAGGUUGUCUAAAGGCCCGAUCUCUGAUCCUUACCAAGUUAUGUCCUUUCACAAUUAUGUUGUGCACUGUUCCCUCUAGACACAAUGCAGCUGGUGGAAGAUGGACGCUAGUUAGGAGAGCAAGGUUUCAUCAUUCAUUCAUUCAGUGAACAUCACUGGUUCAUAUAAAAAGAAAGAAAUUUGAUUUCUCUUUUCCACUGACUGUCCACCUGCUCUACUGUAAAUCAGUAGACCCUCCUGUGAUGUGAGGAGGAUGUUGAUGGCAGGCAAUUCUUAGUCUUCAACUUAAAGGCCAAGUCUUCCCACUCAAAGCCAAUGGGAAGGUUGAAACAAUUAGAUGGGAGAGCAAAUGAGAAACUUCCCCAGGAGACCUUAGCCCCGAUUAGGCUGGACUAAGCCUUAGCUCCUUUUCGCUUGAUUCACAAGGACAAGCUGUUGGAUUAGGAGCCUCAAAUAUAAAAAUGUUCAUUUUUAGCCUCUGUAAUGUCUAGCCAUGUUAACAGGUCCAGCCAGAUCACAACUUGGGAAGGUUUGGAGCCAGGAUUAGAGAGCCAAAGCCUUCUGACUUCCUACCCGCUGCGGACGCUGUCAGCUCUUGUUGCGAUAGUGAAACCUAAAAUCUUGUGCUCUUGAUAACAGUGACUUGCUGCCUACCUCAGGGGAAUGCAGUGACCACAAAUGAGAUGCUGUCUGUACAAUGAUUCCAUCCCUUGGAGGAGUCAGAAGGGACCCAUGCACCGUGCUCCCAAGCUGUCGUCGUCCUGGACUUGCCGACUUUGUUUCUUGCCACCCAUCGAUGGCAUGGGGGUGUUGGCAAAAUACCAUGGACAGGCUGUAUUAUCCCGGCCUGAUCCUGAGGGAUGUCUGAAAGGAGAGGCAGAGAGAAUAUUUAGCAGAAUUAGCAAAGGGACAAAAAUUGGCCGGCAUUAUAACACUAAUAAUGGACUCCUUCCACGUUUUAGUGGGAAUGAGGCUUGUGCUGCCAUGACACUUUCAGGUUUACAAGCACUGUCCUCACAAUCCUGGGAGAUGGAGAUUAUGUGAGGAUUUGUGUUCUAUUUACAGAUGAGGAAACUGAGGCUUGGAGAGGUCAGUGACGUGCCCCAGAGCCUUCUGAUGAGUCAGAACCAGAGCUGGGCCUCAAACUCAAGUCUGACCCUGACCAGUGCUACUUCUGUCUCAGCAAUAAAGAAUAGUGCAGAAAUUG
Molecule: messenger RNA, 2777 nt
Organism: Phascolarctos cinereus (koala)
Lineage: Eukaryota; Metazoa; Chordata; Mammalia; Diprotodontia; Phascolarctidae
Gene: PARS2
Product: prolyl-tRNA synthetase 2, mitochondrial
Biological process (GO): prolyl-tRNA aminoacylation
Cellular component (GO): mitochondrion; cytoplasm
Molecular function (GO): proline-tRNA ligase activity; ATP binding
Source: RefSeq, a predicted model, not a curated record